UCAGGACUGUAUUGAGAAUUUUUUUGGUAAGAUAAGACAACAGGGAGGUAAUUCAUUGAAUCCAACACCAUCACAAUUCAUGCAUGCUUUCAAAAAAUUGUCUUGUAUGGAUUUGUUGGAUUGUGUGGAUACCUUCAACUGUGCUGCUGAUGUAGACAAGCUUUUAAUGGCCACCGUAGACUUACCCUCAAUAUUAGAACCUAAUAUUAGACAGCCAGAAAGGACCCCUUUCAAGAUAACUAACGCAGAUUUCAGAAGAAAUGAUUUGCCCACAAAAAACGUGGAACAAUAUAUCAGCGGAUAUCUUCUCAGAAAAUGUUUGAAGAAACAUAGAUGCACCGAAUGCCAAAAUUAUGCGACUCAAAUGGAAGAUAUUAAGUUGGAUAAUAUUUUCUGCCAUUUCAAGGCUAGUGCAAGUAAAUAUGGUGAAACGACAGGAAAUUUCGGGAAAUUGUUGGCUCCAGCCGAAUCUUUCGUGCAGUUUGUUUCAUCCAUGGAGGAGAUAUUGAUGGCCAAUGUAAAAUUAGUGGCAACUAGGACGCCUCGUCAACUUCUUUUUGAAAAAUUGAGAGCUAUUCCUUUCCAUCACCCUUGCUCACAAUUUCCUUAUGAAUAUUUGAUUCAUUUAUACAUUAGAAUGAGAAUAUUUUACAUUGUUAAAUAUGCUAAUCAAAAUUUCAAACCCGAUGAGUGCUUCAAAAGAAAAACUAAUAAAAUGAGAAAAUUACUGAUAUUGCAACACCAAUAGUGAUUUCAAUAGUCAAAAUUUCAAUAGAUCUGUCCCAAAACUCUCAAUUUUUCAAAAAUCAAGAUGGAUAUUUUGUUCAGGGAUUUGCAUCCCAUUGUGAGUGAUAUUUUUAAUGAACAGAAUUUUGUUCCACUCAAUUUCAACUU
Molecule: messenger RNA, 894 nt
Organism: Coccinella septempunctata (seven-spotted ladybird)
Lineage: Eukaryota; Metazoa; Arthropoda; Insecta; Coleoptera; Coccinellidae
Exons: 3
Coding region: 80-748 (222 amino acids)
Source: RefSeq, a predicted model, not a curated record